This is a messenger RNA of Rhododendron vialii, 1406 nucleotides long. RefSeq names its product 26S proteasome regulatory subunit S10B homolog B. Gene Ontology annotation, molecular function: ATP binding; proteasome-activating activity; ATP hydrolysis activity. Gene Ontology annotation, cellular component: proteasome regulatory particle, base subcomplex; cytosolic proteasome complex. Bases 39 to 1238 code for a protein of 399 amino acids. Lineage: Eukaryota; Viridiplantae; Streptophyta; Magnoliopsida; Ericales; Ericaceae. The record is from RefSeq and is a predicted model, not a curated record. Gene Ontology annotation, biological process: positive regulation of RNA polymerase II transcription preinitiation complex assembly. The transcript has 10 exons.
UGGUUAGUUGAUUUCUGACUCUUUUCGAGCCUGCACAGAUGAGCGAAGCGGAGGACGACGCCGUGCGCCGCCGUGCAGCGGUGGCAGAGUAUCGCAAGAAGCUCCUCCAGCACAAAGAACUCGAGUCCAGAGUCAAAUCAGUGAGGGAGAGCUUGAGAGCUUCGAAGAAAGAGUUUAACAAGACAGAAGAUGAUUUGAAGUCGCUUCAGAGUGUUGGGCAGAUAAUUGGGGAAGUCCUUAGACCUCUCGACAAUGAACGAUUGAUUGUCAAAGCAAGCAGUGGACCCAGGUAUGUAGUUGGCUGUCGCAGUAAAGUAGACAAGGAGAAACUGACUUCUGGAACAAGGGUGGUACUUGAUAUGACAACACUCACAAUCAUGCGUGCUCUUCCACGAGAAGUUGAUCCUGUUGUUUAUAAUAUGCUUCAUGAAGAUCCUGGUAACAUCAGCUACUCAGCCGUGGGUGGUUUAUCUGAUCAAAUUCGAGAACUCAGGGAAUCUAUUGAGUUACCUCUCAUGAAUCCUGAGCUCUUCCUUAGAGUUGGAAUCAAACCUCCCAAGGGUGUUCUUCUUUAUGGUCCCCCGGGGACUGGCAAGACAUUACUAGCUAGGGCUAUUGCGAGCAACAUAGAUGCUAACUUUUUGAAGGUUGUUUCGAGUGCCAUAAUUGACAAAUAUAUUGGUGAAAGCGCUAGGUUGAUAAGAGAAAUGUUUGGAUAUGCACGAGAUCACCAACCCUGCAUCAUUUUCAUGGAUGAGAUAGAUGCAAUUGGCGGACGCCGUUUCAGUGAGGGAACAAGUGCUGACCGUGAGAUUCAAAGAACCCUGAUGGAGCUACUUAAUCAGCUUGAUGGAUUUGAUCAGCUCGGAAAGGUGAAAAUGAUAAUGGCAACUAAUCGACCUGAUGUUCUUGACCCUGCACUUCUUCGUCCUGGUCGUCUAGACAGGAAGAUAGAGAUUCCAUUGCCAAAUGAACAAUCAAGGAUGGAAAUUCUCAAGAUCCAUGCUGCUGGAAUCGCUAAGCAUGGUGAGAUUGACUAUGAAGCCGUUGUAAAGCUUGCAGAGGGGUUCAAUGGUGCUGAUCUUCGUAAUGUGUGCACGGAGGCUGGUAUGUCAGCAAUCCGUGCGGAACGCGACUAUGUCAUUCAUGAAGACUUUAUGAAGGCGGUUCGGAAACUGAAUGAAGCAAAGAAGCUUGAAUCGACUGCUCACUACAAUACUGAUUUUGGAAAAGACUAGAGUAUAGGAUUUUCUCUUCUAAUAGCCAUGGAUGCAGGGGCAGUGCAUUUUCUUAGCUCUUUCAACCUGUGAAUUGUGUUGGCAGAUACUUUUGUGUGUAAGAGAAUUAUGUACAACUUAUACUGGUUUUUUGCUUUCAAUUUGAGAGUCGAUAUUUGUUUUCGACAA